CAAAUUUCUUAAACGUCACCCAAAAGUGGACAAAAAUUUGGAAAGUUUUGAAAAUUGUAUUACAAAUAGCCCUUUCAAAGAAUUUAAUAAUUUAGAAACAAACAACAGCAAAGCAGAAAUGUCCAACGAGGUGGAGGAAACGAUGAAGCGGAUUCAGUCCCACAAAGGAGUCGUCGGCGCGAUUGUCGUCAAUUCAGAAGGCAUUCCUAUUAAAACAACACUGGACAACACCACAACAGUGCAGUAUGCUGGGCUGAUAAGCUCUCUUGCAGAUAAGGCUCGCAGUGUGGUUAGAGAUCUAGAUCCUUCCAAUGAUCUGACUUUUCUCCGUAUCCGAUCGAAAAAGCACGAGAUCAUGGUAGCGCCUGAUAGAGAGUUCAUUCUGAUUGUUGUGCAAAAUCCUAUGGAUUAGAUUGGACCAUAUAUGUGUAAAAUGCAAAUUGUUUGGAAUUGUCAAUCUGCAGUUUUCAAACUUCCAAAAUCUGUUACAUUAAUUUUAUUUUAUUAUAUAUACUACAGUGCUGAAAUCUUAAAUCUGCUCAUUGUGGAGUUAUUUUGAUUCGGCGCUAUUUUGAAAAUCUGGGUAUUGAGACUGGUUUAAUUGAAAUUUAUUCAAGAAUGUUAUUUGAGUCUGGAAACUACAGAAAGUGACUGCAAAAAUACUUGUUCUUAAAUACACUGGAUUGUAAACACUUGUAAUAAUGAACACACUGUCAGGUUCAAGGAAUGACAAUGCUUCAGCAGUUUAUGUCACUGACAUUUAACUACUUCAAGAGCUGUUGUUCCUCGAAUGCACCCAUUAACUAGUUACUUGAUAUUUCCCAAUGGCAUGACCUAGGAUAUUGAUUUUCACUUGUGAUGGUUUAUAUUCUAAUUUUUAUUUAUUGUUGCACUACUUUUUUAUUUUGUACUAGAAUGCUUGAUAAUAAAUAUUCAAUAUAUUUUA
This is a messenger RNA of Acanthoscelides obtectus, 946 nucleotides long. Lineage: Eukaryota; Metazoa; Arthropoda; Insecta; Coleoptera; Chrysomelidae. The record is from the annotation of a GenBank genome assembly.